AGUUCUACGCACUAGAUUUUUCUUGUUCCAAAAGACCAAUGACUUUCACUUGUCAUUUAACACCACGGCUAUCGUCCGGCGCCUCCGCGGCUCCUUCCAUAAACCCCUUAAACCCCUUAGCCGUAGAAUGACCAUAAGGCUCUUCAGAUAUGCUCUUCCACGCUCACUUCCCUCUCGUUUUGUUGGUCAUCCUUUCAAAAUCUCUUCAAGAUUCAUAUGCUCCGAGAAUAACCUUGUUACAUUGGUAGACCCAGAACUGAGAUUCCCAGAAAAUGAAUCUUUUCAACAAGAAAAGAUGGGUGGUUCACUUUCAGUCCAAGAAUUGGUUUCAAUCUUGGGUGGUUCGGAUGCUGAAGUUAUCUCCAAAGAUGAGAUUGGUAAGUUUUCAGAUGAUGCUUUCUUGGUUAUAAAUGCUAUAAGGAAGGGUAAUGAUGGGUUUGGAGAGAGAACUGAGAGAGUUGUUAGGCAUUUUAGGGAAAAGCUCAACCCUGGUUUAGUGGUUGAUGUGUUGAGAAAUAUACACAACCCUGAAUUGGGUGUUAAGUUUUUCAUGUGGGCUGGUAGACAAAUUGGCUAUGUGCAUAAUGCAUCUGUUUAUGAUGCUUUGUUGGAAGUAAUAGGGUGUGAUGUCCCAUUACAUUUUGUUCAAGAUAUAGGAAAAGAUGAUAGGGAAGUGCUUGGCAAGUUGCUUAAUGUGUUGAUAAGCAAGUGUUGCAGGAAUGGGUUGUGGGAUUUAGCAUUGCAGGAGCUGGGAAGGCUAAAAAAUUUUGGUUACAAGCCCUCGGCAGCCACUUAUAAUGCGCUGAUUCAGGUGUUUCUGCAAGUAAAUAGAUUGGAGACUGCAUCUUUGAUAUACAAGGAGAUGUCAGCACUUAGUUUUAAGAUGGACAAGCGUACAUUAAAUAGCUUUACGCGAUCAUUGUGCAAAGUGGGUAAAUGGAGAGAAGGCCUUGAUUUAAUUGACAAGGAAGAGUUUGUGCCUGAUACAGUGAUUUAUACUAAUAUGAUUUCAGGAUUAUGUGAAGGUUCCCUCUUUGAAGAAGCAAUGAAUUUUCUCAAUAUAAUGCGGACUAGUUCGUGUAUCCCUAAUCGUGUAACAUAUGAAGUUUUGCUUUGUGCACUUUUAAACAGGAGAAAACUUGGUCGCGUCAAGAGGGUUCUUAAUCUUAUGAUUUCUGAAGGUUGUUAUCCAGGUCAGAAAAUAUUUAAUUCUCUUGUACAUGCAUACUGUAGAUCAGGAGAUUACUGGUAUGCCUACAAAUUGCUAAAAAAAAUGGAUGGCUGUGGCUGUAAGCCAGGAUACGUAGUUUACAACAUAUUGAUUGGUGGUAUUUGUGGCAACGAGGAGUUACCAAACAAGGAUGUGCUAGAAUUGGCUGAAGAUGUGUAUAAUGAAAUGCUAAAUGCAAGACAAGUACUGAAUAAAGUCAACGUGGUCAAUUUUGCACGGUGCCUUUGUGGAUUUGGAAAAUAUGAGGAGGCUUUUAGUGUUAUUAAAGAAAUGAUGAGCAAAGGUUUUAUACCUGAUGUCAGUACAUACUCGAAAGUGAUUGGUUUUCUUUGUAAUGCCUCCAAAGUAGACAAGGCAUUCCUGUUGUUCCAAGAAAUGAUGAGGAAUGGAAUUAUUCCAGAUGUUUAUACUUACACAAUUUUGAUUGAUAGCUUUUGUAAAUCUGGUCUUAUUCAACAGGCUCGUAAUUGGUUUAAUGAAAUGAUUAAAAAGGGUUGUACUCCUAACGUAGUGACUUACACAGCUAUUGUCCAUGCUUACCUCAAGCAAAGGCAAAUUUCAGAUGCAAAUGAGCUCUUUGAAUUGAUGUUAACGCAAGGAUGUGUUCCAAAUAUUGUCACUUUCACUGCUUUGAUUGAUGGAUACUGUAAAGCUGGACACAUAGAGAAGGCUUGCCAGAUCUAUGCCAGAAUGAAGGGGAGUCUAGGUACCGCUGAAGUAGAGUCGUACUUCAAGGUUGAUCUUGAUGGUAAUAAGGAGCCAAGUGUCGUUACAUAUGGAGCUAUGAUUGAUGGUUUGUGCAAAGCACACAGGGUGAAAGAAGCUCGCAAUCUUUUGGAUGUCAUGGUAGUGGAAGGAUGCGAACCAAAUCAUAUUGUUUAUGACGCAUUAAUUGACGGGCUUUGCAAGGUGGGUAAGCUAGAUGAUGCACAAGAGAUAUUUGCCAAAAUGUCAGAAUGUGGAUAUAGUCCGAGUGUUUACACCUACAGCUCUCUAAUUGAUAGACUAUUUAAGGAUAAUCGUUUGGAUCUUGCUAUAAAAGUCUUGUCUAAAAUGCUCGAAAGUUCUUGCCCCCCAAAUGUCGUUAUAUACACAGAGAUGGUAGAUGGCUUUUGUAAAGUUGGUAAAAUAGAUGAAGCUUAUAAACUUAUGUUGAUGAUGGAAGAAAAGGGGUGUCAUCCAAAUGUUGUGACCUAUACUGCAAUGAUUGAUGGAUUUGGCAAAGCUGGAAAAGUGAAUAAGUGUCUUGAACUCAUCGAAAGGAUGGGUAAUAAGGGUUGUGCACCAAAUUACAUAACCUAUUCAGUUGCAAUAAAGCAUUGUUGUGCUGCAGGACUUUUAGAUGAGGCUCUCCAACUUCUUGAGGAAAUGAAACAAAUAAGUUGGCCAAAACACAUGGCCAGCCAUCGUAAGGUUAUUGAAGGCUUCGAAAGAGAGUACUUUAUCAGUCUGUGUCUUUUAGAGGACAUGGGCAACAAAAAUUCUCUUCCAAUUAUUCCAGUUUAUAGGGUUCUAAUUGAUAGCUAUCAAAAAGCAGGAAGACUUGAAUUUGCCAUGGAGCUACUUAAAGAGACUUCAUCAUCUUUGCCAUUUUCAAAUCUUGAUAAGAAAAUGUACUCUUCCUUGAUCGAGUGCCUUUCUGUUUCAAACAAAGUUGAUUUGGCGUUUGAAUUAUAUGUAGACAUGAUAAAUAAAGGUGCAGUUCCAGAGCUUACGGACUUUGUUAACCUCAUUAAGGGAUUAGUAAGCAUGAAUAGAUGGGAGAAUGCACUUGAACUCUCCCAGAGCUUGUAUUACAUGUUACAUGCAUCGAAAUCCACCACCAUUCGGCUCCUUUAAAGGUCAAGAAAUGAUACGUUGAGUCUAUCUCAUUACGAGGCACUACCUGUUGGCACCUGAUAUACAUACUUGGAGCUGCACUAGUUGACAGGUGCAGUUUGACCUUGUUAUAACCAAGAGACAAGUCAGGGCUCCAAUCCAGUGAAGGAAUAUCCACUAGGGAUCAAAACUUUGUUAAAACUACUUACUUGAUUCUCCUUGCCGGAAGCACAAGAACAUGCUAAUACUUGAGUCAUGGGGCAAGGAAACCUUCUUUUAUUGAGAGAUUCCUCAGCGUACUGCAACCCUCCUUUAUCUGAGCUGAGAUCCGGCAAUGCGACCAAGUUCAUACUGGCAGAGUUUGGACUCAUAUAGCCGAUCCCAUUUGCUUGGGGCUAAGGCGUAGUUGUUUCUAUAUGGCUUUUGUAGAGCAACUUAUCCGAAACUGCUCUAUUCCAGUUCUGUAUAUAAUGAUAAGAGAUCUAUUUCAACUCAGAAUGUGGCUAUUGCAUUGCAACUUAUUCAAACACUCUCUAACGAUUGAGAAUAUGCUGAGAUGAGAGUUUUAUAAAGCAGGUUGCACUUUGAAUAUGCUUGUAAUGGAAACGAGUAAUAUAACAGUGCUUUGUUCUCCAAGGCUUCAAGGUGUGGCCGUGUUGGAUACAAUAUGAAGGUUGUGUUCCAACCCAUGUGGUGUUCUAGGUAUGAACGCUUCGAUCCUCAUUCAAAUCUUCCUGCCUUCUCCAUCGUUAAAAUAGAAGUGGAAAGGAAAAAGAGACCGUUGCAUUUCUUUAUUGCUUGCACGCGCUAAUCUACCAGACAACUUGCCAUAACCCACAUGCACAGGAACUUUGUUUGCUGCUUGAUGGUUAUCGGGACGAAUUUGUCCAAAAAUUCCUAUUUAUUUUUCAGCAGGUUCUCUCUUAAUCUCCUUUACUUCUUUUUAUUAUAUUUUGGCAGGGCUGUGAUUUUCCUUUGAGGAACUCUUGGCCCUUCUUGAUUCAUAUUAAAGAGACGAAUUAUGUCCAUCAUUCUUUUACGCAAGGCCUGCUCUCCUAAUCCUUGUAAUAGAUUCUGCUUUGUUAGAUGCGGUUUGGCUAGAAGAUGGGGACACGUCGAUGUCCACUAAAACACCCAGCAGAAUCUGGUUUGAUGAGAGCCCUGCUAGGUUUUUUCUUUCUCAUUUCCUCCUAAAUUGGUAUAGUUUCAUUCUAUACAGGUGUUUCUUAUCUCUAUCUACUUGUACGCCAUUCUAGGCCUUUUACCCUUUGGUUUUCUUUCAAGUUUCAAGGAUUUCAUGGUGAAUUUUCACGCUGAAUGACUCCUAGAAAUAGUCAAUUGAUAUUGUUGGCUUAUGAUGAUGAUAUAGUAGCAAUACGAAAGUUUCUGAUAUUUUCUUUUCCAUCUCAAAAGUAUUAUCUAUUUGUUCUCUUUUGGAGUACUUCCGAUCCAGUUAUGUGUCUUCUUCUGUUGUUACCUUUCUAAUGUAGUAAUUGAUCUUUCAAAGAAUCUAACUUUGCCUGUAUAUUGGAUGAUUGUGCCAGAUUCAUCAAACCUUUUACUACACACCCUGAUCUGAGGAAACCGUGUAUCUUGUCUAGUUUCUGUCACCCAAGGAUUGAUACUCGGUACAUAGAGAUAAGCCCAAGAUGGUGUUACUUAAAGAGAAUUGAAUUAGAUCUGCAGAUUCAGUAUGUAAUCCUGCUUAUAUAAGGGUCUCCAUUCCUUAAUCUACGUUGAAGCUGGUGCAUCAUACGCAUUUCUAAGAAGUUCUUUCUGCCCAAGCUGCAAGUUUAUGGUUUCAGGAGUUGACACGGAAUUAGUUGAUUGUAUGCGAGAAUCAAGUCUUUUCAAGUAUGUGAUGACAGAGUAGUUGAUGGGAUACUCGCAUGUCAAAAAGAAACAGAACCAAAGAAUUUGUGCAUCAGAAAUGUUGAAGUGUGUGACCAUCUCAUCUAAAAGCUUAAGCUGUUAGAGAGAGCACACUUGUAUUUACUUAAUUAUGUCUUCAACAAGAAAGAGCUAAUGAUCACAUAGGAGCAGAAUAUCAUGAAGUUCAGUUUGCUCACUGUUGCCAGGGGCUUGAUACCAUGAACUCAAAAGUGUAGCUCUGUCACUAGGAGAAAAUGCAUCUCUUGCUCUUAAUAAAGGUUGGUUUUAUUAAUGUUGUUAAUCUCUCGAAUGAUUAGUUGAGAUCAUCUUUAGUUGCAAUCAAUCUAAUAACUUUUCUAGUUUAAAGUGGAAUGCCCUCAUGUAUCCGUUCUGGCUAUACAUCUGAGCUAGUAAAAUUUUGCUGCAUUUAA
Molecule: messenger RNA, 5352 nt
Organism: Nicotiana tabacum (common tobacco)
Lineage: Eukaryota; Viridiplantae; Streptophyta; Magnoliopsida; Solanales; Solanaceae
Source: RefSeq, a predicted model, not a curated record